AUGGCGUCAUUCGACCAACCCCACAAUGGCGAUGGAGUUGCAGCGUCCACCCUCUUUCACACAAUCGCCAGCGACGUUAUACGAAAUGGUUCAAAGGCUGUUUUGAAAAGGGAGAAGGUGCAGCAACUUCGAGGUCGGUGCAGAGAUCGAGGCAACAUUACCAACGAAUUCGACAGCAUCCUGACCCUGUACGGCGACGAAUCUUUCGUGCCAAUCAUCAGCAAUCCAGAUCUGAACAUGUACCUCGAGAAUAUGGCUUUGCACUUGUCAGCCUACAUCACCAAAGCCAACAAAGCUGUCGCCAACUUUAUUGAGAAGGAGUUCACGUCUCCUACUGAGUAA
Molecule: messenger RNA, 342 nt
Organism: Linnemannia hyalina
Lineage: Eukaryota; Fungi; Mortierellomycota; Mortierellomycetes; Mortierellales; Mortierellaceae
Source: the annotation of a GenBank genome assembly